CAUGGCCUGCCACCUCUGCCCUCUCUCACCUGCCUCUCACCAUGUCACCACAAAACAUCAACCCGGAAUUGAGGGGCAUCGUCAGUUCACUCUUCUCCAAUCGCGCGUCUUCGCGUCCGAUGCUCGUCGAUUCUUGACUGCCUAUCCACCACCAUUGCCGCCUUGUUGUGAUAUCGCAGUAUAUGCACGUGUUGUCCUCGAAUGUCUAGCUCUCCUUCUCGUUUCUCUUAGGAUGCUCACCAUCCCCACCUCUUACCUCCCUCAGAUUCUCCCUCUCACUGGUUCCUCCCGCGCCUCGGCCCUGCAGCCCUGCAGCUAUUAGCUAUAUACCAUCUCGAUAGCCGAACCACCAGACUGGACUCUGCGAGCGCCAGCCAAUCAUGGCCGCGUCGAACCCGUUCGCCUUCAGACCGUACGCCGUCACACUCUGGACCACCGUCGUCUACCUCGCCCUCCUUAUUCCCUUGCUCAUCAUACACGAAGCCGUCCCCGCUCCUCCGAGCAACCCAGACCCAUACCCCGGCAUCAACCUGACCAAGUUGUGGUUCGACCUCACCGUCCUGUCUCGCGACUACCACCCAUUCAAUAGUCGGGCGAACGAUGACGUCCACGACUGGCUCCUGCACGAGUUGGAGAAGAUCGAGACACGCAACCGUGCCACUGACUCGAGCAUCGUCGUCUUUGCCGAUAACACGUCCAAUAUCACCACCACCCAGCCCGUCUUCGGGGCUUCGACGUCCGUCGGCACGUAUUUUGAAGGCACAAAUAUUCUGGUUUACAUUCGAGGGAAAGAUGACCCCCCUGGCCCGUGGUGGGAGGAUUCCGGUGCGCGUCCGGAUGGGAUUAUCGGGAAAGGUGGCGUCUUGAUGAAUGCCCACUACGACUCCGUGGCGUCUGGAUACGGAGCAACCGACGACGGCAUGGGCUGUGUGACCCUGUUGGCCCUGGUUGACUACUUUUCCCGCUCCGAUAAUCAACCUCAGCGUGGCAUCGUUGCCCUAUUCAACAACAACGAGGAAGACGGUCUGUGGGGCGCCCAAGCCUUCGCCAAUCAUCCUCUGCUCCCAUUCUGUCACACAUUUCUGAAUCUCGAAGGGGCUGGUGCCGGUGGUCGCGCUACCCUGUUCCGGUCAACUGACGCCGAAGUCACCAACGCGUAUAAGGGCAGUUCGGACCCAUUCGGAAGCGUCGUUUCGUCCGAUGCGUUCGGUCUGGGAGUGAUACGGAGCGGGACCGACUUCUCAGUCUUCAACGGGGUUUAUGGGCUGAGAGGACUAGACGUGGCCUUUUACCGCCCACGUGCCCGGUACCAUACCAAUCAAGAUGAUGCCGCACAUGCAUCGAGGGCCAGUUUGUGGCACAUGCUAUCCAACUCACUACAUACUGUGCAGGGCCUCUCCGGUGACACGGGCGACACCUUUAUUGGGGCUCGCCCCGACGGAGACGAGCAGAAGGUCCCGAAUGGUAGUGGCAGUGAUGGUGUCUGGUUUGACCUAUUCGGAAAGUCCUUCGCUCUCUUUGGCCUGCGGACAAUGUUUGCCUGGACUGUAACGAUGCUGGUUACUACCCCCCUGAUACUUUUCGCCCUGGCAUAUGCUCUUGUACGCAAUGACAAAUUCUACCUCUUCUCAGAAAAGCGGACUCCCCACGAUGAACUAUCCGACCUCGGUUCGGUGAAGCUUGGCGGUCGGAAGGGUAUUUUCAGGUUCCCCUUUGCCCUGAUCGUUGCUGGAGCGUUAGUCGUCGGGUGUGCGUACUUGAUCGCGAAAUUCAAUCCCCUGGUCGUUUACAGCAACGAGUAUACCGUGUGGGCGAUGAUGCUAUCUCUCUUCUACUUUGCUCUCUGGACCGUUAUGGCGGGAGCGAACUUCGCUCGACCGAGCGCUCUGCACCGAACUUACUCAAUCCUCUGGCUCUUUAUCAUUUCCUGGUCCGUUCUGGUAGCGAAUGCGGUAUUCGAAGACCGUUUCAGGAUUGCGGCUGGUUACCUUUUUGUGUUCCUUCACGCAGCUGUAUCUCUCGCUUCCAUCAUCUCCCUCUGCGAGUUGUUCGCACUCCCUACGAAGGAGUCCUAUUUACAGCAAGCAUACGAGGACCAAGAAACGAGGGAUCACAUCGGCGCUAUUCCGCACGUUGACAGUUUGAUCUCCCCAGCGCGCGACGAGCUUGACGCAGAUAUCGAUGGUGACGAUGAGGGAGAAGCCGAAUCUCACCUCGCGCCCACAGAAACAACUCCCCUUGUUGGUACCCGUGCCGGGAGCCAGCGUCAAACUACCUUUGCCACCACAUAUCGGCGCUCCAUAGCAUCGUUGAUAAACAGGUCUAAAUCUAGCGAGAACGAACAAGACCAGCCAUACGAAUACGAGCAGAAGUGGUCGGCCAACCUUCCGAGCUGGACCUGGAUCCCCCAGUUUCUCAUCCUAGGGCCGUUCCUCAUCAUCUUAAUUACCCAGAAUGGCCUGCUACUUGUCGCCUCCGUCUCGCAGACGGGCGUUGACGGAUCGAGUCUACUACUACCUUAUCUGUUGACGGCCUUUCUCAGCAUCCUUCUUUUCGUACCGGUCUCCCCGUUCGUGCACAGAGUCACCCAUCACAUCCCAACCCUAUUGCUGCUGGUGUUUGUUACCACGUUGGUGUACAACCUGGUUGCCUUCCCAUUCGCCGAGAACAGCAGGUACAAGAUAUAUUUCCAGCAAGUUAUCGACCUCGACACCGGGGUCUCUAAAGUAAACUAUGUUGGUUUGCAGGAAUACGUCGAGAGGACUGUCGCUGAGCUACCAUCCGCUGUAGGCAAAGACCUCGAGUGCUCCUCCGCGAACAGUCUUCGUUCCGGUUUAGCCACCUGCUUUUAUGAUGGCUCGGAUAUACUGCCCAACAUAACGAAGACAAAUCCAGGGCGAGAGUUUAGCAGCUGGUUGAAUUUCAACAUCACUCGAGUGCAGGGUGAAAACAGGGCCAUAUUUGAGAUAGACGCACAAGAUAGCAGAUCAUGCGCGAUUACAUUCAGCAGUCCUAUCUCAUCAUUCGUGGUCGACGGCAACCAACCCGAUGAGCGAUUCGGUACCAUGCCGGAAGAGGGUCUAGGUAGGAUCAAAUUGUAUCGGCGAGACUGGAUUACACCGUGGAAGGUUGACGUGCUGUGGAAAGCCGAGGCAGACGCCGUGACUAGGAUUAACGGCCGCGUUUUGUGCAGUUGGGACGACGUCAAUACUCCAGGGACGAUCCCGGCUUACGACGAGGGGAUCAAAUUCGCGCCCACGUGGGUGGCCCUUUCGAAAUUGACAACAGGCCUAUGCGAAGGAAGCAGGGCAUUCGAGACAUGAGCUGCGCUAAACUCAUCGCCACAUGUUACUCACGACUCUGCCACACGCGAAUACCUAACUCCCUUGGCCGACUAAUCGAAUGUUGGUUGGGCCCCAACAUUACAGACUAAAAUGCUGCCCGAAUCUUACCGUCGCCCAUUUUCUUCUUCGUAAAUGGGCUGGUACUGCUGCCGCUUUAACCCGUGCAGUAGGUGUACUUGGUAUAUUAACUGUGGCGUUAUUUGGAGCUUCAUUGUAAUACCCUGGUUCAAGUUGGCGCAAAUCUAAAAAUGGAACUAAGAUGAUAGGGUUUGUUUCUAGACCCAUUGUAUAUUUAGCAUCAACCAUGACUUGCAAUUAGGAAGUGAGACUAAUGAGUAUAUUUGACUGAAGAAAGUCUCUUCUACCCUGUGGUUAUAGCUUUGGUGUAAAGGUAUUAUCGCGGAAUAACUCUAC
Molecule: messenger RNA, 3758 nt
Organism: Durotheca rogersii
Lineage: Eukaryota; Fungi; Ascomycota; Sordariomycetes; Xylariales; Xylariaceae
Product: peptidase family M28 family
Exons: 3
Coding region: 381-3323 (980 amino acids)
Biological process (GO): proteolysis
Molecular function (GO): metalloexopeptidase activity
Source: RefSeq, a predicted model, not a curated record